UGGCGGGGGAGCCUGGCAGAGGACUCGGUGAAGGACCUUCUCCGGUUUCCUCGGGAGGCUGUCAGGCGGCGAGGGAGCCGAGCCCCCCGCGCCUCGCUGGCCGCGCCGGCUCCCUCCCCCCGCCCUCCUCCUCCUCCUCCUGCUGCUCCUGCUCCCGCUCCUCCCGCCCGGGUGCGAAGGGCUUUCGCUGCUUUUCCCUUUCCUUCCCCCCCCCUCCCCUCCGCCGAGCGCGGUGCCGGCAGCCGCGGGGAUGGGGCGGCCGCCGCUCCCCCGCCCGCCCGCCCGCUCCCGCCCGCCGCCGCCCGCCCUCCCCGGCCGGCGGGAGGUGGCGGCUCUGCCCGGCCGCCCGCCUCGCCCCCUGCUCUGAAUCGCUGCCCCUCGGCCGAGCUGGGGAGAGGCGGGGAGGGGGUACGUCCCCUCGCACUUCCCCCCCACCUUUCUCUUCCCCCCCUUUUUUGCCCUCCCCCCCCAUCACCCCCUCCCCAGCCCGUUUCUCCUCCGCCGGGGCUCUUCGGCGGCCAUGCGGCCGGUCCCGGGCGGGCGGCUCUAACUCGCCCCCUCGCCCGGAUGGCCCCCCGGAGCCGCGGGCGGAUGGAGCCGAGCUACGUCGUGGGCAUCUGCUGCCUGGUGCUGCUGGAGCCGGGCCGGGUGUGGAGCGGCGAGCGCAGCACCGGGCGGCCCGGCGAGAGCGGGAACGGCAGCCAGGCACCGGCGGCGGAGCCCACGGCCCCCGCGCCCACCGGGGCGGCACCGCCGGCGGGGGACCGCUGCCGCGGUUACUACGACGUGAUGGGGCAGUGGGACCCGCCGUUCAACUGCAACGCCGGCAUCUACCAGUACUGCUGCGGGACCUGCGGGUACCGCUUCUGCUGCCAGUUCAAGCCCGGGCGGCUGGACCAGAGCGGCUGCUCCAACUACGACACCCCCAACUGGGUCAACACGGGCCAGCCGCCCGCCCGGGUGGACGAGACCCCCGAGGACCCCACUCGCGACAAGACCAACAUGAUCGUCUACAUCAUCUGCGGCGUGGUGGCCAUCAUGGUGCUGGUGGGCAUCUUCACCAAGCUGGGCCUGGAGAAGGCGCAGGGUCCCCAGACGGAGAUGACUGUCUCCAGGACACUGACGGACCUGCUGAAGCAGCCGGGCCAUGGCCCCUCUGAGCACAUGGAUGGCCUCAUGGGGGGUGUGCAGGUCCCUGUGGGUGAGGGGCUGGCCCGGGGGCCCCCCAGGAACGGCACAGACAAGCCGCCCCUGAACAACAUGGUGGCCAUCGCCCCCCCGCUGGGGCGGCCCCACAGCCACAGCAAGCGCCUGCCGCUGGCCAGCAGCCUGGCCCUGCCGACCCCUGCCUACACCGCCUACGCCGCCCUCAAGGCUGGAGAACGUGGCCCCGAGGACGCCUGCAGGCGGUUCGGGGGGCCGGAGGUGCCCCCCGCCGGCACCCUGCCCUUCCCGCCCGCCGAGCCCCCCGAGGGCUGCCCCCCGCCCGCCGCCAAGGCCAAGGGCCCCAAGCUGCCGGGGGGCCCGGCCUUCCCGGGGGGCUGGGAGGGGGGCCCCCCCCGCGGCCCCCGCCGGCCCGGCCUGGCCGCCCUGCGCCCUGAGGGGCCGCCCGAGGCCUUCGGCCCUGCCGCCCCGCUGUACGGCCAGCCCGUCCGGCACCUCGCCACCAACAGCAAGACCGAGGUCACCGUCUGACGGCCGGCGCCAUCGGGGGACAGGGGCCGUCCACUCGCCCGAGCGUCGCUGACGGCCUCCCCCCGGAGCAAAGCAUCGAGACGGAUGGCCGUGGCUGGAGACGCGCCGUCCUUCCUCUCCCGGGGAUGGGGGCUGCUGGCUACGCUCCGCCGUCAAGGAGGCACCGUGGGCCAGGCCGUCCCUCUCAUCUGGGCAACAAGUUUCAGCCGUUCUCGGCCCAUCCCGUGGUAGAGGCUGAGCCGGGGGCAUGUCGGCUGAGCAGCACGCUGCUCGGGGGACGGGGGCCGACGCUGGACAGACUACAGCUCCCAGGGAUGGGGGAAACAUCCUGCUGGGGCCAGGCACCCCCACCUAGCUCCCGGGACCAGGUGGGGGAAGAGCAACAGACUCAAAGCACCGUCCGGGCGCUGCCGGCAGAGUCCCAGCAGCCUCUUUCCCUCCCCAGCCUCCCUUUCCCCACUGCCCCGGCCUCCACCUUGUCAAUAAAUAAUACGUUAAACUGUA
This is a messenger RNA of Aquila chrysaetos chrysaetos, 2199 nucleotides long. It is a transcript of the gene SHISA8, whose product is annotated as shisa family member 8. Lineage: Eukaryota; Metazoa; Chordata; Aves; Accipitriformes; Accipitridae. The coding region runs from base 568 to 1695 and encodes 375 amino acids. The record is from RefSeq and is a predicted model, not a curated record. The transcript is spliced from 4 exons. Gene Ontology annotation, biological process: regulation of AMPA receptor activity; regulation of short-term neuronal synaptic plasticity. Gene Ontology annotation, cellular component: postsynaptic density; postsynaptic membrane; dendritic spine membrane.